AAUGAGGCACUGACCUACACAGGCCCGUCUGCCGACGAACUGUUGAGGCCAUUUUUUCGGGAAAAUCGCUGCUCUUAUCGGAUAGAGAAUUACUGGACCUACGAGUUGUGUCAUGGCAAACACUUGAAGCAGUAUCAUGAGACCAAGGAACAGGGCAAGGAGCCGAAAGUUCAAGAAUAUUACCUUGGAAUGGGAAACCACCAUGAACAGAUGAAAGAUGCCGCCGACAUUCCGGCAGAAGUCACAGCCGGUGUUCCUGUCAGGUCUGUAGAUGGUGUUGAGCUGCCUUACUAUGAGGUCAUCAUGGAUGGAGGUAGCAGGUGUGACUUGACGGGCAAGCCACGGAAAGCUCAUGUCUUCUACGUGUGUCAGCCGGAGGGCAUGGGGGAGAUCUUAGAGCUGAAGGAGAGUUCUACGUGUGAAUAUGAAGUUGUGGUCCUUGCCUCCUACCUCUGCAGCCAUCCAAAGUACAGACCCAAGAGCCAGCCAGUCAAUGAGAUCAAGUGCCACGCCAUGCAUGGAUCACCCCUCAAGCCGAGGGAGCUGACUCAUGCAGAAGUGGAGUCCAGAUAUUUGCAGGAUUCUGGCCAGGACUACAUCAUGCAGUCAACUUCCACUGAAGCUCCAGGUUCCAGUAGACAGAACAAGCUGCAUCGCAAGCAGCCGGUCAUCAGUGGCCAGGUGGGUGAGCCCAGUGUACAACCAGACCAGCAGUCGGCACUUGGAGCUGUCACAGACAAGCAGACUUUACGGGGUUUCCUCACUGGUAGUCAAUGCUUGAUUGGGGGGGCCGGCUGGUGGAGGCAUGAGCUCUGUUUUGGGAGCUUUGUGACACAGUUCCACAGUGAGAAAGGCAGGGAUGUCAACAUUUUCCUGGGCUACUGGAACAAGGAUAAACAUGUCCAGUGGCUGAAGGACAACCCCCAGAAACAGCCACGCCCUGCAGAUGUCAGAAAGCAUGUUUCUCUCUUCUAUUCUGAUGGCGAUGUGUGUGAUUUGACCGGCAAACCUAGAACUUGUGAAGUCAGAUUAAAGUGUAUAGAGAACCUCAGGAACCCUCAUGCAUUAGUUCUUGUGUUGGAGGAACCUGAGUCGUGCCAGUAUGUUUUAACUGUUGAGUCUACAUUGUUCUGUCCCAUUUUAAAACAUGCAGAUGAUGAUGGUUUGUUUAAUCAUGUUGAGCUGUGA
Molecule: messenger RNA, 1188 nt
Organism: Candidula unifasciata
Lineage: Eukaryota; Metazoa; Mollusca; Gastropoda; Stylommatophora; Geomitridae
Source: the annotation of a GenBank genome assembly